Rhizopus microsporus ATCC 52813 is the source of this 1090-nucleotide messenger RNA. RefSeq lists its product as uncharacterized. Bases 153 to 1013 code for a protein of 286 amino acids. The record is from RefSeq and is a predicted model, not a curated record. The transcript has 7 exons. Lineage: Eukaryota; Fungi; Mucoromycota; Mucoromycetes; Mucorales; Rhizopodaceae. Gene Ontology annotation, molecular function: DNA binding.
CUAAUAGACACACCUCUUUGGCUCUUAUUUUCUAAAGUCAAACCUUUUAUUUUAAACCUAUACGUCAAACGCCUCAAGUUCACUUCUAUCACUCUUCUAGUUCUUCAAUCUUUUAUAAAUAUAUAUACUCAUUUAACUAGAAGUAUCCCACCAUGGAUGAAGGCUCCACUCUAAGCUCCUCUAGUUCAUCGGCUAUGAAUACUUAUAUUUCCCUUCGUACCCGGCCGAGCUCACGCGCAAAGCAUUAUUCGCCAUCGUACCGUAAUCGACCACAAUCUGCUAUAAUCGAAGGCACCGGCAUCUGCACACCUUACGCCAACAACGUUCACCUUAGAUCCGGUCAGUGCCUUCGACAGGCCGUCAAAGCUUUACUUCGUAUACGGCAGCGGACAACAGAUUUGAGACGAGAUCUGUCUGACUCAAGCGUAGACAUCCAUGCAGGAGAUUAUUAUAGCACAUGUCAUAUAUGGGACUUUUGCAUAGAAAAUCGCUAUGAAGACGGCUGUAUUGUAACUGAAGCGAAAUUAUUGCGUUUUCUUGAUGAAGUCGUUGUGCCCAGAGGCAAUUUAAAAAAGGGUCGAAAGGAUGAUGGUUCUGUACAUGAACUUAAAAUGGAAACUAUUCAACAAUACAUCAAGGCGGUAGUUAACCUUCAUGCAAUUCAAUUUUUCAGAAAUACAUCCAGGGAAGCUAGUCGAAAACGUGAAAGCUGCGAGGAUCGCGCUCGUCACACUGCACAGGACGGUUACACCCCUGAAGAACUUGUCAAGUUAUCAAUGUUCUAUUUCAAAGAAGGAAAGGAGAAGUCACUCAGGGAUCGAAUGCUCUUUCUGAUGCAGCAUAUGAUGCUGUUACGUGGUGAGAGCACUAGAGAUAUGAAACUAUGCGACCUCUUCCCUUUAGAAUUCAAGGAUGAAAGAUUCUCUGAAUGCUUUGUACUGGCUCUACGUCUGGAUCAUGGAAAAACAGUCAGGGAGCGCAUCCAGUAUGCUGGUACCAUCCGACAUGUGUAGAAACAAACUAAAAUCUCUUCAAUAAAAAAAAAACAUUAUUGUAGUUGUUAUUGAUGUUUGAAGGGCUCCUCUGCCAU